GUCACACUGUUCAGUCACAUUGUGUCAGGGGAGGUGGCUUCACUGACUGAAAGUAAUUUUGAGAGUGUUGUAGCUGGCAGUGAUGUAGCUAUAGUCAAUUUUUAUGUCCCUGGGAAGAUCCUGUUUGCCAAAGUGGACUGUGAUAGAGAGAAGUUUAAAGAUCCAGUGCAAGAAGUUGCACAUAUAGACAACCUGGAUGACCUAGAUACUAAGAAGCGACACAUGAUUGGCUGUUUUGAGAGUAAAGUCUCUGACAGCUCCAGGACAUUUUCUCGAGUGGCCAGCAUGCAUAGGGAUGACUGUGAAUUUCAUGCAGCUUUUGGGCAAGUAUGUGAAGCAGAGAGGACAGCUGGUGACUUUGUUAGUUUCAGACCACCAAAUACACUACACCAGGAUGUCAAGUACACUGGCUCGUUGACAGAUUUUACAGCACUGCAGCAAUGGGUGGCUAGCAAAUGUGUGCCAAUAGUUCGGGAAAUCACCUUUGAGAAUGCAGAGGAGCUGACAGAAGAAGGCCUUCCAUUCCUGAUCCUCUUCCAUCACCCUGAUGACACAGCCAGUGUUGAGCUCUUUAAUCAGGAGGUUAACAAUCAGUUGUUGCAAGAAAAAGCCAAUGUGAACUUCCUAGUAGCAGAUGGUAUCAAGUUUGCCCAUCCUCUACACCACCUGGGAAAAUCUACCAGUGACCUGCCGCUGCUGGCCAUUGACAGUUUCCGACACAUGUACCUCUUCCCCCACAAUGUCAAGACAGAUUUAACCAAACCUGGACUAUUGAAGCAGUUUGUAGAAGAUCUACAUUCAGGAAAGUUACACAGAGAAUUUCAUCAUGGUCCAGACCCGACCACCCAGCCUGAGACUGAACAGGCUGCCCAAGAAGGCGGUGCUGAAACUAAAAACAUUCCAAGGGACUCCAGUGAUGAAUCAAAACCACUCUCUCAACAAAAGAAUACUUCUCCUCCAGAGUCAACAUUUAAAAAAUUGGCACCUUCUCGGAAUCGUUACACAAUUUUACGCGAUGAGUUGUAA
Messenger RNA from Candidula unifasciata, 1026 nucleotides. The record is from the annotation of a GenBank genome assembly. NCBI's taxonomy places the organism in Eukaryota, Metazoa, Mollusca, Gastropoda, Stylommatophora, Geomitridae.